CUAUUUAUGCGUAAAAAACAUUAAUAAUGUUUUACAGGUGAUAUUAUUCUUCGCUUGUUCAUUAUACCAACUUAUAUUCUUCCACUUUUUAUCAGCUUUCUCUUUCUACGGUGCCCUUACUCCGAAUUCGAAUCCACUUAUUAAGAUAAUAGAAAAAAAAGGCUAAGAAAUAACUCUAAUCUUAAUUUGGCAUCUAAUUACUAAUUACCACUACAAAUAAUUCAAUUCUUUAUUAAUAUUAGAUACACUAUUCACGAUCAUGAAAUAAAACGAUAUACUACGAUACGAUUCUUCCCGUCCCUAUCGUGUGGAAGGCUGAUUAAUGAAUCUACGGAAGAGUUUUUGUGGGAUUACCUGGAACAGGAAAAAAUAGGAGAGAUUAGGAGGCUAACGUUGCUGGUGACGUCUCUGAUCUUUAUCUCAUGCGGGAGUUGCAACAGGUAUGACCGCCUCAAAGACGUCCGCUCCUAAAUAAUGAUUGUAAAAGUAAUUCUAGCUAAGCAGCAGCUCGACAAGGCACAACAUACCAUUCUCAAUUUGAAGUAAAGGCCAAAAUACAACGCUACGCUUAAUGUAUAUAUCUCAAAAUCUAGAAAGACGGCCAUGACUACUUCCUGAAUAGAUAGCGUAUUAUUACAGCUACAACUUCAUCGGCUUCGCCAAAUAUAGUAUCGCAGAAUUGUGUUGCGUUAAUUUUUUGAUAUUUUAGCUGAAAGAUAUUUUACUUUAGUACAUGGUGCUUAUCACAUUAAUCACGAAACAUAAACGAUAUAUUAAAUGCAGCAUAGUUUAAAUAGCUAUAUUAAUUGCCUAUAAGGACGUAUAGUUAUAUUUCGUUCGAAGCUACAGAUUCUGUAAUAACGAAAGUACGAUGACCGCUGAAGAGAAAUCCGUUUAAAAAGGAAGGUCAAUCACUGGAAGGCCAACUUUGAACCUUCGACGAAGCGACGAAUCUAAAUUUUUCUUUCAAUAUUCGAAGAUCGUCGAAAAUCGUCGAAAAUAGUCGACAGAAACUUGUUCCUUUCUCGUAAGAAAUGGAUGAGACGAAAUUCGAUUUGCUUCGACCAGUUUCACUUUACGACAAUGCAACACUUGCGAUAUUAUAAAAUCCGUAAUUAUAUGAUCUUUUAUUUCUCUUUACCGUGUUAUUUAUAGACUAAACUACAGGAAUGAAACUUUGAAUUGGUGAUUUUCUGUCAUCGUAGAAACCAAAUCGACAUUGUCAUGGUCAGAGUUUGAUUAAUAUUCUACGAAGACUUUACCAAAGAGCAACAAAGAUACGCAAAGUAUCGCAACAACGUAAAAGUGCAAGUGCAUUUAUAAAACAAGCAACUACACUUCGUAACUGCAUUGUGCCUAUUUUUCACGCGAUUCACGUUUUAUUGGCACGUGCCGCGAAUAUAAUUCAUCGACGUUCAUGUUAAUGGCUUUCUCAACGCGAUAUCUGUCGAAAAUGUAACAUUAACUUUCGACCAGGUAAGAAAUCAUCAACGAUUGCAGAAGGCUGAUUAUAGGUAGUAGAAAAUUUGCAUUUUGCCAGUCAUUAUGGUUUUUGGAGGAGGCUGUGUAGGAUUACUAACGGAAAUUAUACGGUAGGACAGUAAAGUCUUGUAAUGGUAAAAAAAAGGAAAACGAAUUUCAGCACGACUGAGCAGCCAAUGACAGCGUUUGACGAAAGUUUUGCGCCGGAGAAAGAGAAACACUCCUCUAAUAGCAUGAAAUUUCUUUUGUGAAACUUUUAUGAUAGACUGUGCCGUCAAUUUCAGGCGAAUUCACGCAAAACCUCACCGUACACUUUGUAAGUCGUUGCAUCGUACGCGACUCUAUAGUCGAUUCCACUAAAUUAAUCAAUUUAUUUAACGAGUAUCAUAUACUGUGAUCAUCGUUGGUUCGUUGAAGUUUCUUAUGUACCUUCGUAAAAUUCAGUAUCUAUAUCGAUUAAACGUUCCUAAUAAGGUAUUCGUGGAAAAAGGAGAAAAUCUAUUUUUUGCAGCGUACCGAAAUGUUCUACGUAGAAAAGAAACUGAUACAAGAGACGACCGUUGUUUAAACAUCCUCAUCCGUUCUGUAUGAUAAAUCUGGUAUUACGUAAGCUUUACAACGUUAAUGAAUAACAUCUGGCUUCCUUCUUAUCCUACCUUCUUUUUAUACCAAACUCGAGAAAGAAGAAAUUUACAACUUUGUUUAGUAAUUUACCAUAUUAAAUUACGUUCUUGGUUUCCUUUGAGCACGUAUCAUUACCAUAUUUUAUAGACGUAGCGCAGACGGCCCUCGUACAGAAUAUACUGAAAUAUUUAUAAACCUAAAUAUAUCUUUUGUGAAUGUAUUUCAUCCGUUUUAAAAAAUACGAAGAAAACAGAGAAGUUUAACAACUCUCGUGUGGGAACUAUCUCGUCUUUCAAGAGAAACGAUCUCUCACUGCCUCUUUCAUUUUGUCAACGGGCAUGAAAUUAUGUUAACUAAGAAUCUACGUGACAAGUUGUAUUAAACAAGACGAGUAUCGGGCUAAGGUAGCCACCGUUAGCGCUCACUUUUCGAUAUGGGGAGGUUUCUCCCCACCAUUUUCUCGCACUUUCAUUACUACCGAGAUAUUCAGCCGGCAAAGCAAUUUUUCUACCACUGCUAGCCUCGUCGUCCUAGGUGAUUCUUGGGCGUCGAAUAAGAAGGAACCACACGGAAGGGAAGUCACACUGUCAGGAGUUGGAAGCCUAGUCCCAGAUCGUUCAGGCAGUCGUGCCGCGGAGUUCAUACUCUCUCCUUCCGUCCACUCUCGCUACUUUCUCAAAAGUAUGAUAACUAGGACGGGAGGGCCUCGAAACGAAGGGCCCAUCGCCGGAUGAAUCGGAAAAUGCAACCAGAAAGAUUCACGUGACUCUGAGAGGAGUUGAAGAGAUCAAGAUCCGUCGUUGUCGGCAUAGACGAGGAAGGCUAGCUGGGCAUCGACUGUGAUUACGAGUAUUUUUUCUGUGAUAGUUUACGAUUUCUAAGAUUUCCAGCGUGCACGGAAAACUCCGAUCGGAUAUUCAUCGAAACUACGUUAGCGAGAUGCGAGAUAGUUAGUUGAAGUUAAUCGACCUGUGGACGAUUCUAUUUCUCUAGUGAUUUGUGUAAAAGCAAUUGAGACAACGAUGAACCAAAAGUGGUAUCUCGUCGUUCUUUUCGCGAGCUUCGCGAUCUGCGGGGUGAUAGCUUCGACCGUUCCAGAGAAUUCAGUACGAGACUCUUUGGCGGACCAGCGAGUAAGAACUUUUACCGACGUCGAUAAGAUUCCGGAUAGAAAUUGGACCACGUUGUCGGAAGCGUUGGACCUCUUCGAUGUGCGUUAUCUUGCCAACAAUUGGACAGAAGGGAAAUACCCUGUUCAGGAGCAGUGUGCCAAAGAUAUUACGAGGUAUAUCAAAGGAUUGAAGAAUCACGAAGAUUGGGCUGUAAAAGCGAACGAUGCUUCAGGCAGAUAUACCAACGGCUUCCUAUGGGGAAACUCCUACUAUGUCGGUUCAGCUACCCAGUGUGCCUACAUCAACGAAGACUAUGGAAGAAAAAUAGUGAAAAUCCAAGAGAAACCGAUGGAGGAGGCGAAAGAGUUUAACAGCGAGCCGCAAAAAAGGCACGGCGGCCUCACUGAAAAUAAUCUCUGGACCGGGACAAGAUCGAAUAAGUCGCCUCACAAAUUGGGAUUUUAUAUGAUGACCAUUUCAGUGAAUACCACUUUAUUUCCUACGACAAGAAUGAUUUAUCUAGGAGUAUGUUUACCUUUCUCGUGCAACGCUUCCGACGUUUCUGUGAUAGCAAAACUCGCUGCCAGCGAACAAGCGAUGAAACAUUCGACGCUUCACAAGGUUCGAGAUCAGCAUGAUAUGUACGAUAUGUACGAGGACCCAGUCUUCUGGAUUCUAUCUGGUGUGACCGUUGUGGUUGUCUUGCUGAUGGCAAUUGGGACCGGAUAUGAUAUCUAUAUAACGAGAAAAUAUACUCGAGGAAGAAAAGUGAUUUACGAUUUGGAAAGGCACGCGAAACUUGACCAGUUAACUGGCAGAAGUCAAAAGUCUCUCAAUACUGCUUUUCAAGGUAAGGUCUACCUUCCUGUUCCAGCGGCAGAAGCUAUCAUCAACGGACCUCAAUCCUUAGCAGUUAAUAACAACAACGAUCACGAAGGUAGUCUACGCUCAGACAGUCCGAAAGUACAUAAAUUCAGUGUCUUCGAGGAGUUGCUGCUUUCUUUCUCGGUUCGAGCUAAUGUAAAAAUUAUUUGUGACGAUAAAGUCGGAGGUGAUACGAUCAGUACCAUUCAUGGCCUCAGAGCGAUAUCUAUGGCCUGGGUUAUUCUCGGUCACACUUGCAUUAUCAUCUUCAAGUACUCGGAUAAUAUGGAAUAUCGAAAAAUUGUGGAAAGAAAAUUCCUCUUUCAAACUAUAACGAACGGAGCUUUCAGCGUCGAUACGUUCUUCUUCAUGGGAGGCUUACUCGUGAGUUUCCUCUACUUCAGGACAAACGCGAAAGGAGACUUGAAUAAACUUACGCAGGGCACACGGGGCAUCGUCGCAGGUGGCCUCAAGUUCAUCGGUCUUCUCAUGUACCGAUUUUGUAGACUCACAGCUCCCUACAUGUUCAUACUCGGAGUUAAUCAAAUCGUAAUGAAAUGGUUUCAUUCGAAUUCCGUGUUUGAACCACCGACCGCGGAUCAUUACAACUGUCCCAACUACUGGUGGAGGAAUUUACUCUAUAUCAAUACUUUAUUCCCGGUAGACCAAAUGUGCAUGAUUUGGAGCUGGUAUGUUGCGGAUGAUACUCAAUUUUACAUUAUUGGCGCCGUGAUAUUAGUUUUAGCGACAAACCACUUUAAAAUUGCAACCUUCGCGAUGACUACUUUACUACUAAGCUCCUGGAUAACAACAGGAUACAUUGCUUUGAUAAAUAAUCACAUGCCAAGCUCGGACGACCCGUUGGCGCUUUUCGAUAAGAUCUACGAUAAACCAUGGACUAGAUUAGGUCCUUAUCUUAUAGGCAUGUCGGUAGGAUACUUCCUUUUCAAGACUGAUUGCAAAAUAAAAAUGUCCAAGACGACAAUUUGCAUAGGAUGGCUCCUUUCUUCGGCAUCUCUUUCAAGUUUAUUGUAUGGUCUGUACGAAACAGAACUUAGUCCUAUAAUGGCAGCUAGUUAUUCUUCGUUAAGUCACAGCGUAUGGGCGCUUGGUUUAUCGUGGAUCGUCGUUGCAUGUAGCACAGGUUACGGAGGAUACGUGAAUAGUAUUCUGUCAGCACCGAUUUUAUAUCCAGUUAGCAGAAUAACGUAUUGCGCUUACUUGGUACAUCCGCUUGUGAUUCGAAUGACGCCUAUGAACUUGGACUCACCACUUCAUUUAGGAAAAUAUACCAUGAUGAUCACUUUUUUUGGAGCACUGGUUUCAUCGUAUAUAUUAUCAUUUAUCAUAUCGGUAUCCUUCGAAGCUCCUAUUGUGAGCAUGUUAAAGAUACUUUCCCCCAAAAAACGGAAACGCAUACAAUGAUGCAAUGACGCGAUUAUUUGGCAUACUAUAUUUCUAACUAAAAUUAUUUGUCUUUAUUGUAUGUAAUUAAUGUAAAGAAGAAAUUAGGAAUCAGUGAGAAAAUGUAGACGCGUGCGUAUAAAAAUUAAGCACAAUUAUGCAUUAUUACACUAUUCUGCAUAGUAAUGUAAGUAUUUUGCGUAGUGUUAAGGUUACUAUGUAUUAUUACUUAUAAAAUAAAUUAUUUACCUUUGUA
This is a messenger RNA of Bombus huntii, 5742 nucleotides long. RefSeq names its product nose resistant to fluoxetine protein 6-like. The record is from RefSeq and is a predicted model, not a curated record. Lineage: Eukaryota; Metazoa; Arthropoda; Insecta; Hymenoptera; Apidae. The coding region runs from base 3129 to 5507 and encodes 792 amino acids. Gene Ontology annotation, molecular function: acyltransferase activity, transferring groups other than amino-acyl groups. The transcript is spliced from 10 exons.